Dermacentor andersoni is the source of this 1358-nucleotide messenger RNA. Lineage: Eukaryota; Metazoa; Arthropoda; Arachnida; Ixodida; Ixodidae. The record is from RefSeq and is a predicted model, not a curated record.
CCUGUGGGACCAGGUGCCAAGAUGGCUGGCCGCAUAUGCUUGCUGGCUGUGCUCGUGUUUUUUCUAAUCGGUUUGCUCCCCGCCGGCGAUGCCAGGAAUCACCGAUUGUCGCUCAAGGGCGAGCAACGGAGGUACUUCAGUGUCACCACAUUUGGCUUCCUGGUUGGCGGGGAGCUCAACAUUGAGGUCGAGGCAUUGUCCUUUGCACCAAGCACCAAUAGGGUGGGCUUCAGCUUGACAAGGACGCCUACCGACAGUGUCAACCCAUAUCCUGAUGGUCGUAUUGAAGGCUGCCCACUGGAUGAAGUCAAGGAGGACAUGUACGUGCUCACGCUUGCCUUGGACACAUCUGGAAACAGGGAACGCCUGGUCCUGCGCUGCAACCGCAACUUCAGUGAUCUCCCCGUGAGUCACCAGGAGAACUGGCGCCCUCAGCCACGCACCGUGCGGCAGACAAGUGCUGUGCAGCAGCUGUUUCGUGCACGCCGGGAUGCUGAGGCUGACGUGCUGCAGACGGUGCAGGGAACACCAUCCUCGUCGCCCAAAGCUGCCCAGCCAACCGUGGCUCCCGUUGCAGCCACGGCCACCCUCUCCGAGUCCACAAAAAAAGCUUCCACUGCACCGCCCUCGCAGCAAACAACUGUGGGCCGCUGUGCCAGUGCCAACUUGCCCGUGCACAAGGACAUAGUGGAUGGUGUGGCCGUCUACAGCUUCCAAUUUGGGGUGAGCAUUGACAAGGAAGCACACGAGGGUCUCUACAGCCUGUACUUCCACAACUGCCUGGUUGGCUCGCUGGGAUUCCUCAACAAUUCAGCAAAUCUCUCGGUGUCCAUCUCGGAGCGGAAUGAUGGCAGCUUCCUGUCAGCUGGGGAGAUCCCAUUGCCACAGGUCUACUUCCUCAUGGCUGUUGUGUUCUUUGCUGUUGGCUGCUACUGGAUCUACCUGCUCCGCCAGAGGAAGCAAGAAGCCUACAAGAUCCACUUUCUAAUGGGUCUCCUUGUCUUCGUCAAGUCAUGCUCCCUGCUACUGCAUGGGAUAAACUACCACUUCAUCUCGAAGGAUGGCUCACCUAUCGAAGCCUGGGCUGUGCUCUUCUAUAUCACCCACCUGCUGAAGGGUGCCCUCCUGUUUAUCACCAUUGUGCUGAUUGGCACGGGCUGGGCCUUCAUCAAGCACAUUCUCAGCGACAAAGACAAGAAGAUCUUCAUGAUAGUCAUCCCGCUCCAGCUGCUGGCCAACGUGGCCCAGAUCAUCAUGGAGGAGAGCGAGGAGGGCGAAUCCCAGCACACCACAUGGCGAGAGGUGUUUAUCCUCGUGGACCUGCUGUGCUGCGGAGCAAUUCUCUUCCCUGUCGUCUG